CUGGUCGGCGGCAUGACGGAGCUCCAGACGUGCCGGUACAGCCACGGCAAGUGCAAGCAGCCGCGCGCGACCAAGAAGAACGGCACGAUGCACACACUGUGUGAGUUCCACCGAACGAAAGCGUGCGCGCACCAGAAGAAGCUCGAUGCAAAGCGCCGCAACGAGAAACUCCGCCUCCUCGAAACGAAGAAAGCAAUGAAACAUCCCGGGCCCGACUUGCACCUGUGGAAGGAAGACGAGAACCGCAUGCCCAUGGUCGGUGACAAGUUCAAACCCCCCGUGUGGGACGCACCGCACGACAGCGCCACCUUGUACACCCCGAACGUGUCUUACGGCCACCACCACCAUCACCUCCACCACCCGUCAUCGUCGCCCCACCUCGCACACCACGGACUACACCACCCGCCGUCCCAGCAACACACGCCGCGCGACCUGUACGAGUACGACGAUCACCAGCGAUACAAGUUUCCGUCCCACACACCUACCGGCAGCCUUCUCCGUGCUGGCGGUUCGCCGCUCGGCGCGCUGCGGAGAGACGAUUCGGGGGCAUAUCGACCGCAGUUUCCAUCGCGCGACGGAGCGUACCCUUUGUACUCGUCACCAACGUCGUAUUCGGCGUCGUACACCACCGACUCGGCGCCCAUGUUGUACGAUCACAAACACGGCGCUGCAACCCAGCGCCUGCAUCACCACCACGUGCCCCACCACAUGACGACGGGCGAGUUCGACGCAAGAUACGACUACUACGACGAAGCGCCUUCGCCAUACAGCCGGCCGGCGGCGUCGGCCAUCCCGUUUGGCCAGUAUCCGCCGCAGCCCGUGUACCACCAGUAAGGACUGCACUCGGGUCGAGAUAGGUGUUGUGCUGUCGGUUCAAGUCGCUCGUUGUGUGCGAGGAAACCAGCGGGCAGUCGGUGGAACGGAUUCCUCGAGUAGUAUAUGUGUGUGUGUGUGUGUCUAUGUUUGCG
This is a messenger RNA of Aphanomyces invadans, 968 nucleotides long. RefSeq lists its product as hypothetical. Lineage: Eukaryota; Oomycota; Saprolegniomycetes; Saprolegniales; Verrucalvaceae. The coding region runs from base 13 to 834 and encodes 273 amino acids. The transcript has a single exon. The record is from RefSeq and is a predicted model, not a curated record.